This is a messenger RNA of Linum tenue, 974 nucleotides long. NCBI's taxonomy places the organism in Eukaryota, Viridiplantae, Streptophyta, Magnoliopsida, Malpighiales, Linaceae. The record is from the annotation of a GenBank genome assembly.
ACACAAGCAGAAGGCAGGACCUCUUCCAUUCUUCCCUUCACCUCUCGGCAACACCAAGCAAGAAACACAGCCCUUCCUUUCAUUCCUUCUCUCGACAAACAGACCUUCCAUUUCAUCCCUUCUUCAUCUCGCGCAAGACAUCAACAACCUCCCAUUCUUCUUUUCUCGGCACCAGUAGCAACUAGUAACCGAGCAGUCUCUUCCUUUCCUUCUUUCCCUCGACAACGAGCAAUAGCAGCAGUCGAGCAUCACAAUCAGUCGUCUCGACCGGAAGCAACCCAGCAGCCCCAUCACUCCCCAGUCAUCAAACUCAUCAACAGCACACGUCAACCUCAAUUAAGUUCCCAGGCUACCGUAUUGUUGGUCUCAACCUCCAUCGUUAUCAUCCUUCUUGUUUCAAUAUCAUACACGACCCCAAUCGUUACGGGUAAUUGGGUGAUAGAUAGAGGAGCUCAACGCCAAUUUUAGGUCGAACAAUCGCCCUCACAAGCUAGGCACGAAGUUGAGGGACAAGGGGUUACAUCAUGGGGGCAAAUUAACUGUUUGGGGUUGCACCCCAAUUUGAGGAGUAAGGAAGAAGGGGAAGAGGGGAAGAGGGGAAGGGAUGGGGCCACGUGGGGAGUGUGUGACUGGCAGGGAAAGGGAAGUGGUGGUGGACCAAGAAAGUGAGAAGAUCGUAGAGGAUGAGAUCGAGAUAAGAUAGUUCGUGGCCAGCAGGCUAGAGGGGCUCAACAUCAGUGUCGUUGAAGAAUGGCAUACCAGGCGUCAGAGUAAGCGCGAAGGACUCUUUUAAGUUAUUUGGACUUUGUGGUAGUGAGUUAAGAACUAGAGAUUCUAGUCGUUUUUUUCAUACGGUUUGAGUUUUGCCCACAUGUUUAGGGCUUGUCAUUUGAGAUUUCGAGUCGUUAAAGUUUGGUGUCAUUAUUUCAAGUGAGUUUGUGUGAUUUCUAAAUAUACCUCGGGGUAGAAAUGUC